Molecule: messenger RNA, 727 nt
Organism: Medicago truncatula (barrel medic)
Lineage: Eukaryota; Viridiplantae; Streptophyta; Magnoliopsida; Fabales; Fabaceae
Product: putative ripening-related protein 1
Exons: 1
Coding region: 35-604 (189 amino acids)
Source: RefSeq, a predicted model, not a curated record
ACAACAAAGAGAAAAAUAGAGUUUCAUAGACAAAAUGAAGAGAUUUUGCCCCAAAGCUUCUUUUAUUUUGUUGGUUAUUACUCUUAUUUUAACAAGUUUUGUGUAUUCAGAAGCUCAGAACUGUCGUCCAAGCGGUAGAAUUAGAGGAAAGAAAGCUCCUCCAGGACAAUGUAAUCAAGAGAACGAUUCUGAUUGUUGUGUACAAGGAAAAAUGUACACAACAUAUGUAUGUUCUCCAUCAGUGUCUACUCACACAAAAGCAUAUCUCACUCUUAAUAGUUUUGAAAAGGGUGGAGAUGGAGGUGGUCCUUCAGAAUGUGACAAGCAGUAUCAUUCCGAUGACACUCCCGUUGUUGCACUCUCAACCGGAUGGUUCAACCGCAAGAGCAGGUGCCUCAACAACAUUACCAUAAGUGCGAAUGGAAAAAGUGUGGUGGCCAUGGUUGUUGAUGAGUGUGACUCCAGAAAGGGAUGUGAUGAACAACAUGAUUACCAACCUCCUUGUCCAAAUAACAUUGUUGAUGCUUCCAAGGCUGUGUGGAAAGCUUUAAAUGUGCCUAAAGAGCAAUGGGGUGGCCUUGACAUUACAUGGUCAGAUGCUUGAUAUGAGUUGAAAUCCUUGUUCGUGUUUCUAUGGUUUAACUUAGUCAUGUUACUUAUUUUGUACUUUUAUUUCUCAUCAUGUGUAUAUGUAUCAUAUACUUGUGACCAUUCUGUUAUUAAGAAA